AUGGAUUCGGCACGCGCCUCAAAGCCCGAGGAGGAGGUGGCCGCUUACCAGAGCGGCGAGGCCAAGCAGGCGAGGCUGCAGUCCAUGCUCGCGGCGCUCCUCGAUGACCCCAUUCUGGCCGGCGUCCCGAGGAAGCCCUCGCUGGCGGAUGUGGACACGCUCAUCAACCUCGAGCUCGGUAGCGCCAUGAGGGUGACCAUCGUCAAGCUGGACAACACCUCUGAUACGGAUGUCGCGGUGUUGAACACUGCUACGCUCAAGGAUUUGAAGCUGGCUAUCAGGAAGUGAUAGUCAGAUUUAUUUGUUUGAAACUGUGGAAGGAUGAAUUCUGACAUCCAUGUCAUCUAAUUCAUUCAUGCUGACAUGUGUUGAUCUAAUUAGUUGACAUCCUUCGAAAUGCUGCCGAUUUGUCUUUGCUAUUUAAUAUAUCCUAUGAUGGGCACUAAGGCACUGUUGAUCCACCAAAAUUUUCUUAGUUUAGAUGGGUGUGAUUAUCUAAAUAGGCUGAGGGUCACAAGAUGUAUGGUAUUAACCUGAAUUCUUAGUAGGCUCAAGAUGUUGAGAAUCCUAGCUGAAGUCGUGUUUUAGUUUGACUUUGCACUGUGUAUUGAAUAGCUGAAUCUGUGUACAUAAGGUUAUUCAAGCCUGCUUGAAUUAGAUUCCAAGCUGGAGCUUAUUCUAAUUUUUAGUUCGAUUUUGCAC
Triticum dicoccoides is the source of this 702-nucleotide messenger RNA. Its product is annotated as U11/U12 small nuclear ribonucleoprotein 25 kDa protein-like. The transcript is spliced from 2 exons. Gene Ontology annotation, biological process: mRNA splicing, via spliceosome. The record is from RefSeq and is a predicted model, not a curated record. Bases 1 to 288 code for a protein of 95 amino acids. NCBI's taxonomy places the organism in Eukaryota, Viridiplantae, Streptophyta, Magnoliopsida, Poales, Poaceae.